UAGUGUUAUCUUUUGUUUUCAGCAUUCGUAAUAACGGAAAUGACGGAAGCACGCGAGUUAAGAUCCUACAGGAGCUACCACGAAGUGGAAAUGCAUCAUUAUACCAUCCCUAGUCAAAUAUCGUUAGCAAGUUGGGAAUUCAAAGCUAAUGGAACAUCGUCGUGCACUUCAAAAAGUAUUUUAGUUUACUUAAGAUAUGGAAGUUUUCCUGUGAUCAAUCCAGAUAAUUCAACUUUCCCUGAUAAAUUUGUUUUGAAUCAGUUGUUUCAAUAUUCUGUGACUAUGGAAACUAAUAAGAUUUCCACUUUCCUUAAUAUUUCAACACCUUGGCCUGGAGAUUGGUUUGCAGCAGCUUUUAUUAAUGACAGCUCUCAGCAAAUAAAACAAAAGGGACUUUAUAGGCCUUGUCAAGCAUGGUUAGCAUCAUUAUUACGAGUAAAUAUAGAAAAUUCUGUAAUUAAUGUAGUUUCAAAUGAAGAACUCUAUCAAGAGAUUUCAAAUCCUACAUUUUAUAAAUUUUAUGCUGGGUUUAAUACUUGGUCUACUAGUAUUGUUAUAAAAGAUUGUAGUUCCAGUUUAGACAACUGUCCAGUGAUGCUCUUAGCACGUCCAUUUGCACUUCCUUCAGUGGAAAAUACAACACUGAAUAGUUUUUCUGUGAAUUGUAGUACAGUAAAACUAUGUAGUGCCAAUAUUAUACCUGCUGAAGAAAAUUUUAAUUAUAUAUUAGUACAUCCAUUGUUUAAUGAAACUGUUAAUUUUACCCUAGAAGUAGCAUUAACAGGUAAGAUGAAUCUUUACUUAUGA
Centruroides sculpturatus (bark scorpion) is the source of this 807-nucleotide messenger RNA. Its product is annotated as post-GPI attachment to proteins factor 6-like. Bases 40 to 807 code for a protein of 255 amino acids. The record is from RefSeq and is a predicted model, not a curated record. The transcript is spliced from 4 exons. NCBI's taxonomy places the organism in Eukaryota, Metazoa, Arthropoda, Arachnida, Scorpiones, Buthidae. Gene Ontology annotation, cellular component: plasma membrane.